Molecule: messenger RNA, 2121 nt
Organism: Postia placenta MAD-698-R-SB12
Lineage: Eukaryota; Fungi; Basidiomycota; Agaricomycetes; Polyporales; Adustoporiaceae
Exons: 11
Coding region: 1-2121 (706 amino acids)
Cellular component (GO): cytoplasm; membrane; microtubule
Molecular function (GO): GTPase activity; microtubule binding; GTP binding
Source: RefSeq, a predicted model, not a curated record
AUGAACGGCACCAACAACAAUAUCGCAGACAGCGACUAUGCGCGCAAGCGGCGCGAAAUAUUUAGCCUGGUGAAAGAACUGCGUGCGCUAGGAGCAGAAAAUGAGAUCCAGAUUCCGCGGAUAGCUGUCAUCGGGGGACAGUCCGCGGGAAAGAGCUCGUUGGUUGAGGCUGUAACCGGGAUCAGCGUGCCCCGCGACAGCGGUACUUGCACGAGGUGUCCCAUGGAAUGCACUAUCGUGACGCCUUCGGAGCAGAGCAGCUGGUCCUGCUCGGUCUCUCUCCGCCGCAGCGGCCAGCCGAACGAGGCCUUCAGCCCGAGGCUCACGUCGAAGAGUGACGUCGAUAUCUGGCUGCGUCGUGCGCAGACGGCCAUUCUGAGCCCACAUGCUUCACCCAGGACGUUUCAGGACAUGAGCUACAAGCAGCUGAAGGAUCUCACGUCCGACUCGCGCACACUCAAGUUCUCCAGAGAUGUGGUCGCGGUGGAUAUCGAGGAUCCGGAGGGUACCGACCUGUCCUUUAUCGACCUUCCAGGACUGGUCCAGAAUGAAGACGACGACAUGAUUGCACUUGUAAGAGGUCUUGUUGAACACUACAUCAACGAUCCGGCGACCAUCAUUAUCGUCACCAUACCUGCCAACGACAUGGAAAACCAGCAGGCCAUGCGUCUCGCCAAGGCGGCAGAUCCCGAGGGGUUGCGAACCAUAGGUGUGGUCACUAAGCCCGACUCCCUUACCUCUGGGGCAAGCGGUGCGCGCGAGAAAUGGCUCAACAUCCUCCAGAAGAAGAGCCACAAGCUCAAACUUGGCUAUUACGUCGUGCGGCUGCCCGACGACGACGAAAGGGCCGUGAACCCCUCUCGUCAGGAUCUUGAACAGCUUGCUACGCGGUUUUUUCAAGGAAAUGUCCCCUGGAGCAGUCUCCUAAACUCUGGCCGCCUCGGUAUUCCCAAUUUCAUCGACAACAUAAGCAGGGUCUUGAUGAGGAUUAUCAAGGAGGCGCUUCCGAAACUGAAAGAAGACGUGCACGCGAAGCUGCAGGAGGUUAUCCAGCGAAUCAAUGCCUUGCCCGAAGAGGUGACGGUAGAUGCUACCACGGAGAUCUUGAACCGCAUCUCGAAGUUCUGCACCGACUUGCAGGGAGAGGUUUAUGGGCUCAACGACGACAAGAAAUUCGUCCACGACAGCCGCGAAAUAUAUCAUGCUUUCAAGGUUGCGAUUCAGUGCACUGCACCCAACUUCCGACCACUUGAGAACCCCUUGGAAUACGCUGCUCUGUUACCGCCUCGAGUGGAGGUCGAGGAAGCCAUCGCAGACUUCCGAGAUGAUGUGCAGCUGGGCGCACCCAUCGGAUUGCUUGAGGUCCGACAGGUCAUUAAAGACUCUACAGGAUGGGAACUGCCACAUAACAUCCCAUAUGAAGCCAAGAAGCGGCUCAUUAAACGCUUCAUUGACCAGUGGUCCACGCCCGCGCAAGAAUGCUAUGACGCCAUCAUUUCUAUCCUGUCUAACACUCUCGACGAGAAGACAGAGAAACACUUCGGACAAUUUCCGGCCCUCGAGAAGCGUCUCAGCGUAGACAUCAGGAGCGAAUUAGUCGACUACGCGGAACAUGGCCAACAGUGUCUCGUCGACGCUCUAGAGUGCGAAAAGGCGCCGUAUUUUAUGCAGAACAACCACUACUUCGAAGCCUCGUACAGGUUGUGGCUCAGUCACUAUCGUGACUUACAUCUCCAUCCGUAUAGAUACAUUCCCAGAUCGCCGGUUUCCUCACCGGGAAACAUUCCAGUAGGUGCGAGCGUCGCCCCAACACCACCAAUACCACAAAUUGAUGCCGAAAUCAUGGUGAUGGCUGAUGUGCGCGCCUAUUUCAAGGUCGCAUAUAAGCGAGUCAUCGACAACAUCCCCAAUACGAUCCAACGACACCUUAACCAGAAGAUGGCAGACAACUUGCAGAACCGGCUCGUUGCUAAGCUUGGCUUGGGUGGCUCAGACUCUUCGCAGCGCCUGGCAGACCUCCUCGCUGAGGAUCCAACUACGAAGAACUUGCGCGUGCAGCUUCAGACGAAGAAGAAACGUCUGGAGGAGAUCCGGGUGAGAGUGAACAACUUUACCUUUUAG